Messenger RNA from Suhomyces tanzawaensis NRRL Y-17324, 776 nucleotides. Its product is annotated as mitochondrial 54S ribosomal protein mL53. NCBI's taxonomy places the organism in Eukaryota, Fungi, Ascomycota, Pichiomycetes, Serinales, Debaryomycetaceae. The coding region runs from base 302 to 580 and encodes 92 amino acids. The record is from RefSeq and is a predicted model, not a curated record. Gene Ontology annotation, molecular function: structural constituent of ribosome. Gene Ontology annotation, cellular component: mitochondrial large ribosomal subunit. The transcript has a single exon.
AGUUGUCUAGAUCCAACGAUUGUAUUUUCAUCGUUCUAUUCUAAAAUUUCACAAAUUUCAUAACAUUUAUGGUGAAAUUUUUAAAAUUACGUUAACAGUAAUUGAAUAAUAAAUAGGCAAUCACAACAAAUAGCCUCUGAUAGUGGCUGCUUUAUACUCAAACAUCUAGUCAAACCGUGCAAAGGCAUGUAGCCCGUGAUAAUCGAUCACGUGAUCAAAGAUCACGAGUAAUGUCUACUCGCGAAUAUGGAUCUCGAAAAUUUUUUGAUAAUAGGUCGAUACUUGAAGAACUGUGAACACGAUGAUUACCAAAUACUUUACCAAUGUGGUCGUUAAGUUUGACCCAUUCACUGCUGGGGGGAGAUCAGCCAGAUUAUUUCUCGCCAGAGUUCCAUCUUCUGCCAAGAUCUCAUGCAAGGUGUUGACCAAGACUUCUACAGACAAGCCAUCCAUAGAAGUGACUUUCAGGGAUAAAAAUGUCAUGAAGGCCGAUCCUGUCAACAUGAACAUAACUGAAUUAAGGGAGUACUUUGACACCCACUCUAGAAAGUUGGCUAUUCAAGAUGCCAUCAAGGAGUAAACGUUAGAAAUUGCAUAGAUCACACCAACAAAGUUGUUCAACAGUACAAAUGCUCGAUUCAACUUAGAAAACCCAACUCACAGCCCAUCACAAGACAAUAGCACCAUGUAUAUAGAUUCCCAAGUCGUGCGUCCAUAGUUUAGUUCUUCGUUUUAGGCUUCAAUACAAUUAAUUUGAUUAGACAGCAGAGAUUACG